Messenger RNA from Drosophila grimshawi, 5036 nucleotides. Its product is annotated as (E3-independent) E2 ubiquitin-conjugating enzyme. The transcript is spliced from 10 exons. NCBI's taxonomy places the organism in Eukaryota, Metazoa, Arthropoda, Insecta, Diptera, Drosophilidae. The record is from RefSeq and is a predicted model, not a curated record. Bases 147 to 4343 code for a protein of 1398 amino acids.
AUAUAUAGAUAUAUAUAUAUGUUUAUGUGACUGCACAAUUAUUUUGCCGAAGAGCGGCACAUGUUAGUGGAGUGGAGCACAGAUUUAGAAAUAGAAAAACUAUAUAGGAACUAAAUCAACUGAAUAACUGAUUCACAAUUGGUAAUAUGUUGAGUCAAGUCGCGGGUGCUGCCAAUGACGGCGGCACCCCUUCGGAGGCUGCUGCAACUCCUCAAACCGUUGCAGAUCCAAAGGUAGUUGCGUCAACACCGCCAGCAGCAGCAGUAGCAGCAGCAGCCGAAAAAGCGAGCAGUCCCACUGGUAAUCGUAGAACUGGUGGCGGUGCAUCAGUAUCUAGAAGUUCGGACAACCGCGAAUUGCAGUUCUUCUUUGAGGACGAAAUAUUUCGAAUCGAUCACAAGGGCCGUGUUCGAUUUGGUGUCGUCACUGGGACGGCCGAGUGUUACUCCUCGGACGAUGAGGAGGAGGAGGUAACCGAGGUGCUCGGCAAGGGUGAGGUUCGUGUCGCCUUUUAUCCGGAUGCCAAGGAGGUUGUGAGGACAGAAAAAUCGAUUGGCCUUGUCGACCGCACCCUGAUGCCAGGCGAUGUGGUGCGACGUCGCCUUCCCGGCCAGAAGCACAUGUCCGGCCAGGCUGGCUAUGUGCGCGAUGUUAACGUCCGUGCCGAUGUCAAGGUGUUGGGCACCAAGCACGUUAUCCGAAAUGUGCCAUCGGAGCGCAUGAAACCGAUAUCCGAGUGGGCGUGUGAUGUGCCCGUAUGCCUGGGCAAUUGGAUUGGCUACACCAUCGGCGUGGAAGAGUCUGCCGUUCUAAAAUCGAAUCAUGGCACUCUUCUCGAAAUCACAUCAAAUGAUUAUCACAAGUUCAAGGAUGCUGGUGGCGUGGUUGACGGUGAUGUGUUCACUCCAAGUGUUUACUAUCCAAACAAUUUGGUUAUUGGUCGCUUGCCGCCUUUGAAUCGCGUCACCAAUCUAACACCGGACCUACCUUUGCCGACUAAUCGCAAGCGAUACUCUUUGUACACUGUGCAGUCUGUUAAGACUACUUCUAUAACCGUGGCUUGGACUUUCAAAGCGACACCGCAAUUCGACAGUGGCAGUGACUUGGAUCCGCUCAAGCAACCGAAGAGCUGUAUUAAGGGCGAUGAUUUGGCCAACGUUAAACGCCUGAACAUAUACGAAUCUUAUAUGCUGCAAAUUCACGAUCGAUUCUACCUCAAAUAUUCGCAAUGUGAUAAACUUAUAAAAUAUUCCGACUGGGAGCAGGAGCAGGCUAAACUAUUUAAAAUCAUCUACGAACGCCAAAAGAGCGAGGAGAACAAGAAGUGCGAGCAACCGAAGCAAAAUUUAAGUAGGGGUGGUAUUGAGACACCGUCGCCAUCGGGGCCAUCUAGCUCUCGAAAUGUUCAUAUGUAUAAGAUGCGGCGACACAGUGGUAAGUCCAGCAAUCAGCGUCUAAAUCGCUCGCUGGGCGAGAGCGAUGCAAGUAAUGUGACCGUUAAGGUGUGCGCCGCGAAAAACGCAAAUGAAUCCUGGGAGCCUGUGAACGACGACGCCGACGAGGAAACAUCACAGGAAGCUCAGGAAGCAGCUGGAGCGUCUGAAUUGGCUGUCUCUACAACAGAGAAAAAAGUUGUGAAGAGCCCCAUAAACUCUUUUGCUUCCCACUCACGUAAUUUUAAUCGCCGAUUGGGAAAGAAAAAGGGCAUUCCCUGCAAAAAAGGAGCGUUAUUACGAAAGCAAAGUAAUCCAAAAGAUGGCGAUACGAUGGUAGUAGAAACUUUGGUUGUUUAUAGCUCACUGACGGUUGUGUGGCAGGAUGGAUCUGUGGAGGCCGGUAUCCCAUCGACCGAACUCUAUCCGAUACACCAUUUGGACAAUCAUGAGUUCUUUCCUGGUGAUUUUGUGAGCAAGGCCAAUGAUUAUAGCCCAUCACAGAUGGAUUACGGAGUCAUACAGUCCGUGGAUCACGAUGAACGCAUUGCCAAAGUCAAGUGGUUCAACAUCUAUGGCAAUAUGAAUCAUCCCGUUCCUUCGUGCAAGGAAGUGGAGGAGCUCAGCGUAUACGAUUUGAAAGAUCAUGCAGACUACCAGUACCGACCGGGCACCCUGGUCAUUAGAGUGUCAAAUUUUACUGGAGAGGAUAUUCAUUCUACUGCUGGCCAAGUAAUUGAUAAUUUCCCCGAUGGGCGGGUUCGAGUUUGGUGGACGAAGGGCCACAUUACCAUGUGUUAUCCGCAAGACCUUUUUGAGAUCCAUCAGAGCGAUACACAGGAUCCAUACGAGUCGGAUGACUCAGAGAAUUCGUGGGAAACCCAGUCCGAAAACAGUCAAACAAUGGAUAAAAGCUUCAGCGUCGUAUCGAUGGAUGCCGAGCAGUACAUUAUUUUGGGCAUCGAUCGCGCCAAGGAAGCCAUUCAGCGUCUGGAAAAGGUGUUUUAUGUGCUGCCUGAACAGCGCAAGUUUGAUGUUCUUAAAGAUCUGCUGGCUGUGUACAACAAUUGCCAUUGCUUAGAUCGUUUCCUCAAUACGUCUUAUUUUCACGAAGAUUACUUUAACGGCAUUCUGCGCCGCAAAACUCCAACUGAAUCUGUUUCGUCCAGUGGACAACAAACUGCUGUGGAUGCUCCUCCAGCCGCUGUCGAGGUACACCUCCUCGUGGGCUCUUGCUCGCCAAUCGGUUGCACCGGACUUAAACUAGAGUUGCCAGUCAGCGGACAAAUCACAUCGACAUCAACGCCAAAUAAACGAAAGUCGUCAACGCAUGUUGACGAAGUACAGUGUAAAAAGUAUAGCAGCAGCGAAAGGAUAAACGUUGAUGAUCCAGCCGAGCAAGCCGCGCUCCUGGACAACGUCGUACUCUCCAAGAGCGAGACCGAACUAAGCUACAGCGAUCUGGUUAGCAAAUAUCGCAGUGAGUAUGCGGAUAUGAUCAGAGCGGCACGCGUUAGCAUUGCAAUGGCCUUCGAUAAGUGCAAGAAUACUAAGAACGACUCUGGUGUUCAUUCACGGGGCGAAAAUAGCUCCGACGACUUCAAGGACACUGACAGUAAUUUUAUAAAAUUCUCGGUCACCGAUGUUGAGUUAGUGCCGAAUCUUGAUGGGGAUGUCUGCGAAGUUUUCUGUUUCCUUCUGAAAGAGCGCAUGGAAAAAUGUCGAGAGGGAAUUAUGGAGACAUUUGCCAAGAACAAAAUUGAUGGCAAAGAUGUGGAUGAGGAACAUAUUAGCGAUGUGGAUGUAAAUGUGAAUGCAUUUGAGGAUAAAGAUAUAUCAGAUCAGGAUAUGCCGCCCGCAUAUAACAAAGAUCCGGAUCCGGUUAUGGACGAAAGCUUGAAUCUCAAUGCACUUUCUGAAUCACUGCCACCGCUGGAAAAUCCAACGGCUUGCUUAUCACCUCCAGUGAAUAAAGUUAACACAGAGAGCAAUAGCUGCUUUGAGGUGGUACCCAAUGCAACAAAGUCUCAUCAUUUCAUUGGAAACAUUAUACAUCCAAACAACAAGGCGCAAUAUCAGCGCGCAAUUCAACGCGAAUAUACUAUGCUGUAUGCAUCUCUGCCUCCCGGCGUUACUGUGCGUGCCUAUGAGGAUCGCAUGGACCUCAUAUCCGUCAUGAUGGUCGGUCCCAAGCGUACGCCAUACGAAAACGCCCUAUUUUUCUUUGACUUUCAAAUGGGUAGCGAUUAUCCAAAGAGUCCGCCCAAAUGUCAUUACAUUAGCUAUUGUACAGAGCGUCUCAAUCCGAAUCUGUAUGAGGAGGGCAAAGUAUGUGUUUCGCUGCUGGGCACUUGGACAGGACGGGAUACUGAGGUGUGGUCGCCACAUAGUACAAUGCUGCAGGUGUUGGUCUCUAUACAGGGACUCAUACUGGUCGAUGAGCCCUACUUCAAUGAGGCCGGAUAUGAGAAGCAACGCGGCACUCAGCUGGGCAACGAGAACUCGCGCGUCUAUAACGAAAUGGCAAUUAUAAAAAUGGCCCAUUCAACUGUAAAGCAGCUACAGAAUCCCCCACAAAUCUUUCGUAAGGAAUUAAUUGAGCACUUUAAGGAAUUUGGUGGCGAAUUACUUGGGCGCAUGCAGGCUUGGUCCGAAUACUCUGCCCAUGCUCAAAGUCUAAAAAUAACUAGCAUUAACGACAUGCCGAAGGACUAUAAGACACCAUGUGAGAUGCCAGAGUUUCCACUUUUGCCCUGCAGUCGCGGCUUUUGCAUUGCUGUCAAGGGUGUUUUGGCGACGUUGCAGAACGAGCUAAGUGCCCUCGAGAGGAAAGACGAAAAUAAUCUAGAUACUGUUGUUCCCGUUCCGGUUGUGGCCACAGCACCGCGUGCUGCACCUGAGGAUGUAUGAUUGAUACGAAUGAUUGCAUUGCUCAAUGUUUGUCAGCUUUGCCUUUGAUGUGGUGCCUAUUAUAAAACACAAGACUAUCGCCGCCUGCUCUUGGGAUUGAUUCACUAACAGGGUCAAUUUAUAUUAUGUAUUUAAGUAAUCACAGCUCGAAUAUUUGCUACCAUAAUUACUAGGCUUAUCGACCGACUAACAAACUUAAAAAUCAAUCAACCAAAAAAAAAAAAAGAAUAUGUUUUCCCAAAAUUUGCCGCAUACAUUUGUAUCAUAUUUUUAUUUACUUAGUCCCAAUUUUGUUUUAUGUUAACUCUAGCUCAUGUUUAUACUACAAAAAAAAUGUUGUCCAUCAAAUGUGUCGUGUGUCUGAAUUAAUUAAUCAAAUUGCCAGCGUUAUUAUUUGUUUUGUGAAUAAUCACAUUUUUCGUGAGCUGGGCACAUGUAUAUGUACAUUUUUGUAAAUUGGCGAGAGGCCUACGAAGAUAUUUGCUCGCACGAACUUAUUUAGUUUUAUUGUAUUUAUUAUAAUGCGCUAGUCUAAUGGCGAUGAGCCACAUUCAGCUGGGAGCCUUUGCAUUCCACACAUAAACACACUAAUGUUAUGUAGUAAAUUGAGACAAUUGGUCACAAUGCUUCUUUCUCUCGAUAAACUAGAAAAUGCAAGUUAUAAUAAAUUAUCAAUUUUAUUUAUCAAAGUUA